GGCAAAAUUGACAGUUGACGAUCUUUUUUACGAUAAAAAAAACUAAAUGUUUUUUUUCAUACUGUGUUGUGAACGAUAUGUUUGAAGAGUUCAAAUUUUGAUUUAUUAAAUUUUUAUCUUUAAGUUACUAAUUAGUGAAAAGUGUUAAUUUUUCAGUGAAAGUGUUGGAUUUUUUUUAAAUAUGACGCCUGCGCGUUGUUUGUUCCGUGGAUUGGUUCUACUGGCUGUAUUAAUAGAAGUAGCGCAUCCGAUAUGCGUGCUAGAGUCAGACUUCGGCUUUAAGAUCAACUGCGCGUUCAAGAAAUCCGGCCUAUUCAGAGUGCGGAACCUGGGCGGAGUGAAGGCGCACGCUAGCAUCGGGUUCAGCCUCGGAGACGAGCUGGGCUUCGAGCAGUCUCUCACCAACUUGGACCCGAGCCGCCGCCGCUCCGUCAGCCUCAAAGCCGGCGAGCCCAACCUGGUCGACACCACCAAGCCCACGGUCAAACAGGAGAAACGCGGCAAACAGAACCGGAUAAUGAUGCGACCCAUGGUACAGCAGAGUCGGCCCAAUCAAGCGGCAAUGGACAAGCUGUCCACUCUCCAUCGACGAGUGGCCAGCACCAUGCAGCCGAUUGUAGUAGCCGGGCCGACGGUCGACAUGCCAGUGUACGCCAGACAGCAGCCCGGAAUCACCAUAGCCAAGCCGAUGAAGAUGGGAGUCCCGGCAUUCAAACCUCUCCCGCCCAAGGACGAGACCCUCAAAGUCCUCCCUCUCGCCACGACGAAGAAGACCUACACUCCUCUCCAGCUGCCCCAGGGCCCAGGGAUCGUGUAUCCAAGUGAGAACACUUACGUAUCAAACGGGGUCGUUCAGUUCAAACCGAUGCGCAUUUCGCCAAUGUCCUCAUCUCAUGACUCAUCCAGGCUAACCGUCAACCCAUUCCUCCCAUUGCCACCAAACACCAUUUCGCUCAUUCAAUCACCCGCUUUCGCACCUAACCCUCACUCUUCUCCAGCCGAUCUUUCUUUUGUAGACACUGUUCCUCAUCGAGUGCACGAUUUGGCGAACACGUACCCGGCUUACAACACCAAGAAGGUGGACGAUUACAACACGAUAAGCGGGUACAGCGACGACACGACUCUGAAGCUGGACAAAGACGACAUAAACGCGAAGAUAGCGGAGAUUGCCAAGGCGGGGAAUAUCUCGAUGGAGGCGGUGGAGGCGGCGAUAGUGCUGAGGCAGCAGCAGCUCCUGAACAAGUACGCGAAUAUUGCGACUCCGACCACGACGACGACGACGGAGGCGCCGGUGUUCCAACUGGAGCCCGAGCCGGAAAUCGUGGUGGCACCAGUGCCGCAGAAACCGAAGAGAAAUAACAACCUCACAGGCGCUAAGGUCAUGAACGCACCCAAAGAGUACUACCCCGUGGGCUAUGAGAAGAACUUCGAUGACCAUUUCCAGUCCAAGGUCGACCUUCCGGAGACCAGCUUCCACUGCGGAGACCAGAAGUACUUCCCUGGGUUAUAUGGGGAUGAGAGCCUGGGAUGUAUGGUCUUCCACGUGUGCGCUUUGACCGACGACGGCCUCGUCAUGAAGUCUUUCCUCUGCCCCGAGUCCACGCUCUUCGACCAGACCAUCCUCAAAUGCAACUGGUGGUUCUAUGUCGACUGCAAGAACACUGUCAAACUAUACGACACCAACAUCCCCGUUUCCAAGAGCUACCAGCUGAUGAAAGCGCUGACGUUCUUCUCGUCGUACAAGAAAGAAAUGGAGGAGGACAAAUCACAAAAUGGAGACGUCGAACAGGGAGUCAAAGAAGCCAUCACCAUACUAGAAAACCAAGACAACAAACCAGCCGCGAGCAACGUAGAAACCAUGUUCGUAACGCCCCUUCCAGUCAUCGACGAGAGACAUAGUAACAGCAAAGACUACUCCAGCGUAGUAGCCACAGAUGCACCGGUCUACCGUGGCAGUAGGAACUUCAAUCAGACGGAAAAGGUUAGAAGAAAACCAGAAAGUCAAGAAAGCCUAGUCACAAACGCCAGCACCAACUUCUAUAGCAUAUCUAAUAACACUUCAGCUGAGAGUUCCGAAGGAAGUUCAAAGAGGAAAAGACAAAGAUUGACGUACAGAAGAAACUCACAUUCAACAACAGCUAGAACAACUAUAAGACCAAAUACAACAGAAGCGACCACGACGACAACGACGACAACGCAGGAACCAACAAGCCAAGAACCAACCAGAACUGAAAUAUCAGUAGUAACAGAAUCACAAUCGCAAACAGAUAGACCGAUACUAUCAACACUGAUGACCGAAACGAUGACCCAAGCGAAACUCAUCGACGAAAUAAACAAUCUAGAUAAAAUAGAAGCUACAAUUCCAACAGAAACUGAGAGUUCUCCAGUCAGGAGAUUCUACCGAUCUAGCGCAGAAGUGUUACCAGAAUUCAAGACAGUAGGGAACGAGAAAGUGCAAAUAGUUAUGCCGAGUUCACGAGUACGGGACUACUAUCCCAAAGAAAGUUCGAGAUUUAAGAAGCACAUCGACAUGUCAUACGAUACACCAUGGCGUCCCAUCACAGACCGAUCAUAGUCCAAAUACUAUCUUUAGGGCUGCGGUGGAGCGGCGAAGAAUUCGAAAGCAAUGGAUAUCUCAAGAAUCCUAGAAAAUUUAGUUCGCUUCGAGGCGAUUGUGGUCUUGGGGAUUUGUAUUGCGCCCUUCGCCACCCCACCCCCAGCGAUUAGUCAAUAACUAAUGUAGGCCCGUGUUAAUAAACUGCUCUUACCGCUAUGCUCAAGAUCAUUCUUGAGAUGCUGUUUUAGUAGAAUGUACUUCAGUAUCGUACUCAAGUGUAUCAAAUAGUGUCUUCUUCGUCGGCAGCUGAAAACGAUUUCUUAGCUGUUUCUUGAGUACGUUCAAGCCUUGACUUACAUGCUUGAGUCUAGACGCUCUCAAGGACAUUGCAGGUCUCUGAUUAAAGCACUGAGUGCCUAUCAGCGAAGAUUUGUAUCGAGUACAAGUAUAAGAGCGGUUUAUAAGUACGGAUUAAUAAUUUAGUGUCAUAUAAACUUGUUAAUUUAUUUAUUUCGGAUACGUAAGGGUUGACGAAUGUAUAUAAUGUUGUUUGCUCAAUUUUUACGUUAGUCUAUCAGUCAAGUGAUAUUACGGUGUAUGUUGUUUAGAA
Aricia agestis (brown argus) is the source of this 3167-nucleotide messenger RNA. RefSeq lists its product as uncharacterized. Lineage: Eukaryota; Metazoa; Arthropoda; Insecta; Lepidoptera; Lycaenidae. The transcript has 8 exons. Bases 182 to 2575 code for a protein of 797 amino acids. Gene Ontology annotation, cellular component: extracellular region. Gene Ontology annotation, molecular function: chitin binding. The record is from RefSeq and is a predicted model, not a curated record.